ACGAUACCUACGAGAUCCUAUUGUGCAAGAAGGACUCUCAAGGACGGCCUUCGAUUUCCCUCUCAAGAAGAUAUAAACGUUCGCCAUUGAUACUGACUACCUCAGUUCAUCGUCGAGCUACCACGAUGAACCCCGAUCUCUCCUACUCGCUUGUCAACGUUCCUAGUCGAACUCCUGGAACCUAUCUCGACGUAGCCUGCUGGAAACCUAAUAUCCCAGGGCCUUUCCCGGUUAUUAUCGCGGGGCACGGAAUGACACUCACGAAAGAUGCGGGACUUAAAGCGUUCGCACAGCGAUGGGCAACUAACGCUGGUUUUGCCUCUUUACUCAUGGAUUACCGCGGUUUUGGCUCAUCCGGCGGAGAACCUCGUAACCUGGUCUCACUGAAAAAUCAAACCGAAGACUUUCUCUCCGUCGUCGAGUGGGUCAAAGCCAACUCCGACCAAUUCAGAGUGGACAAGAUCGUGGUGAUGGGCAGUGCGAUGAGCGGCCUCAACGUAGCCGAGCUCGUCGUUAGAUGCAAAGAUCUCGCAGGCGGAAUGGCUCACUGUCCGUUGCUUGACGGUUAUGCUACACUCAUGUCUCUGGACCCCAAUCCUAGGCUCUUGUUCUGGGCUGCGGUUGAUUGUGCGAAGUCUUGGCUCGGUCUCGCACCUCUCUAUGUUCCCGCGGUCGGUAAACCUGGUGAAUUCGCCUUCAUCAACUCCCCCACGUCAUAUACAGGCUUUACGAAGAUGUACGAGAAAGGGGAUAGGCCAUUUUCUGAGAUGCCUAACGUCUUAGCUGCACGUUUGGCUUUUGAGGUCUUCUCCGCGCGUCCAGGUCUCAUGCUCAAGAACGCAAAGUCUCCGAUGUUGAUAGUCAUGGCAGAGGAAGACGACAUGAUCCCUGUAGCGAUCACUCGAGACGUGGUCGCGAAGUCCUGCGGAAAAGUUGAAUUUGUAGCUGCACCCGGAGGUCACUACGAUGUGAUGGAAGGCGGCAAGGGUUUUGAAACGAACAUCAGUGCGCAGGUCGAUUUUCUGCGCAGAUUACUGUAAAGAACCAGGGCGGGUAUGAAUAUUCCAUUCCUACUCUCCCGUGUGCGUGUAGCAAGGCAGUGCCAGAUGCGUUUUUAUUUUGUUGUCCUGAUGGGGCUUGUCGGGGUGUGCGUGGAAGGUGAUAACCUGAACUUCUACUAAUAAAACAUGGUUUGG
Molecule: messenger RNA, 1196 nt
Organism: Stereum hirsutum FP-91666 SS1
Lineage: Eukaryota; Fungi; Basidiomycota; Agaricomycetes; Russulales; Stereaceae
Product: alpha/beta-hydrolase
Exons: 6
Coding region: 126-1040 (304 amino acids)
Source: RefSeq, a predicted model, not a curated record